AUUGUGGAAAAUUGAGAACCGGUGAAUAAUGGAGAGGGAGGAGGGGAAGGACACUUGGAUAUUCAACUACGACAUGAUUACGACAGGAGAGAAAUGUGUUUCGUGAAUUUAUGCCAUCCAUCAUUUCUGCUUGUCUCAGUGACAGUGCAGCUGCGACCAGACAAAAUAGGGGAUGUCGCACGAGCCUGUGUGUCUGUGUUUGUUCAACACACAACAUCAACUUCUUCUAAUUAGGGCAAUUUUCGCCAUCUGUUUUAACUGGAAAUUUGCACCAGUGGUUGUAAAAAAGUAAUUUUCUUCAAUUGCGGUUGGAAAAUCGUAUUGACUGAUUGAUUGUGGACAUUAGAGCAGGAAAGUUCGCAUUGCUCACAAAUGAACAAUUGAACAGAGAAAUGACACGACUCCCUGCGCGUGUUACAUUAACCAAAUGGGUGUAAAUUUGAAAAUUAAUACGAAAAGGGCAAGGACCCUCCCAGCCAACAGCAAUGUCAAACUCACGCCUGAACACUAGCACUUGGAUACUGUAAAUUGUAAGUUUAGUUGAAUCAUCGAUUAUUCUGUGAUUGCGACUUGCUAUCUGUAGCCAAGGUCACAUCAGGCGCACUGUGGUCCAAGGUACAAGCAGACGACAUUCUUACCUGAGCAGACGAUAGCUCAGAUAGCAGACGAGAACACUAUUGAUACCCUAGAAAAGAUUAUGAAAUCAGUGUCAACCUAGGAAGCAUGCAUAUGCCAACUGAGAUCCAGCGCUGGGAAGCUGAGCGGAAUGACUAAAAUAUAUUCCCAAAAUUGUAGUGUCGUCUGCCAAACGUGCUUCCCUGGCUCACGUCCGGAAGGCAGUAUGGAAACAACAUCAUUAUGGACAUUGCGUAGACAACUUGGUUUGACAUGUAUACGUGUACUUAUCAUAUGGAGUGUCCUGUGGUCCUGCAGUGCCCCCCUAGUGCUGGCGGACCAGUCCGUAGCAACUGACUCUGACGGGGGGAUGUCCCCGUACAGUUUCAAAGUCCCCAAGGAAUUUAACAACAUACAAAUGGCAUUCAGCAAGGAAAAUAGAGCAGAAACUCUAGCCAAGCAAAGUGAGGUACUGCAGAUGCAAGCUAAAGUGCUGACUGAGUUAUUUAAUAUCAAAAACAUUUCUCAGCUCGUUGAGAACCUAAUUGCCCGCGUGGUUCAAUUGGAAGAACUCCCCGAAAAGUAUAUCCGGCAGCAGAAGGACUUAGAGGCCUUACGGGAAAAACACGACGUAUUGCUGGAACGUGUGGCCGAUUUAGAAAGUAACCAGACACAAAUCUAUCAGACACUGGAAACUCUCGAGGGUGAGGACGAACAAAUACGAGGAAAAGUUCAGGAAGUCGACAGGAACGUUCGGAAAAAAGUCGCAGACGAGAACGCAGCAAUUACUGAAAUAAUUCAACAAAAUCAACGAAAUCAUCUCCAGCUUGCGUCCCGGGUCACCAAUCUACGAGGCGACCUACAAACCACACAAGACAAACUGUACGAGGUAAGCUCAAAACGCGACGCGUUGGAGAAAUCAGUGGAGGAGGGUGUAAAGGGGGAACUCCAAAAUCUGGAGGUGCGAGUUGACAGGUUAGAAAAGGAUGUAAUGGAAUUGCAGAAAGAAGAUGCCGAGAUUGAAUCUAAAGUAACCGAUCUCGCAACAUCACGCGACGAGGCGAGAGAGGAUAUUGAUGCCUUAAAAAAGAACGCCGAGGACAUGGACGGCGAGGUGACCUCAAUCAAGGCCAAUCAAAGUAAAGAACGUGCUAAAGUAGAGAGCGCAGACAAGGCAAUAAACGAACAAUUAAAUGAUCUGAAAAGAAAAUCAGAUGAUGUAUGCACCGAAAUUGAAGCACUAAAAACAGAAAAUGAACGCCAAAACGCGAGGGUAGAUACUCUUGGCAAAGACCUCGGGGAUAAAUACGAUAAAACGAGCACUGAAAUCGAAUCGCUUAAAACGCACCAAGAUAAACAAAACAUCAGAGUCGAAAAUCUUGGACAGGAUCUUAACUCACUUAUCAAUAAGAAGGUCCUACAACUAAAUACAACAGCAAUGGUGCUUGGGACUAAGACUCAGACACUAGAAGAACAAGUUUCCAAUCUGUACUCAAAAUGGAUUUUCCUUAACAACACUACAACAGCCUUAAGAACCUCAGUCCCAUCCCUCAUCCAACACACUAUUCACAGUGUUCUAAAUAGCACCAACACCAAAAUGGCUGCGUUGAGAAGAACGGUUCAUAGCAACGCCAAUCACCUCUUUGACCUACACCAUGAUUUCCAGACUCGGUGGAAUGAGACCAUAGAUAACAUAGUCGACGCUAUCGAUACACUGAAAAACCGAACCGACAAUAUAUCUUCUGCCUCUUUACCCACAUCUUGCAUGUGCACCGACGAAAUGCUGUAUAGUUUUGUGACCAAUUAUCGAUUCAACGGCACGGGUCUCAAGCUCGUGAUAGACCACACGGGCCAUAGUUCUACCACCACGGCCUCCACCACCGAAACCAGCACGAAGGAAUUAGUUUCCAGUGUCACACCUUCAACGUCAUUAUUAACGACUAGUGAAACUACAACGACUGCCUCAGCUGUAUCUAGUGCUUCAACCACGGUUAGUUCUACUACUGCUACUAAGAGUACGACUACGCCUGCUACGACCACAUCUACUACUACCACUACUACGACCACGCCUACUACUACUACUACUACGACCACGCCUACUACUACUACUACUACUACGACCACGCCUACUACUACUACUACGACUACACCUACUACUACUACUACUACUACUGCCACAACCCCACCUACAACAUCUGUCGUGUCAACCUCCUCAACCGUUACCACGCCUACCAUUGAACCCACUACAAAUACUGAGACUACUCAAGAGACUACUAUCACGUCAGUCAUUUCUAUAUCUAGUACCGACUCAACCCCGACUCCUAAUACCACCGAGACCACGCCCUUAUCUACGCCCACAUCUACUACCACCUCGCCAGAGUCUUCCACAAAAACGCCGACGACAACGUGGUUCGACUUUUCCGGAAGUGGUUCUGGAAUAGGUGACAAUGAUAAUGAAGAUGAUGGUGGUGACGUCACAACUACUGAACCCGAUAUCGGUGACGUCACAACAAUAUUCCGGAACUACAGCCAGAGCAGCAGUACUGCUGCUGUUGAUACUAAUAACGAAUUUGAGUUUGAUAAUACUACAGACGAAGUUGACGUCACACAGGAAUCGAGUACAGAACGCGCCAGUGUCUCUAGCACAGGGGAUGUUAUUUUGACUGAACCGUCUCCUUCUAGCACAGAAAUGCACGAGACUGUUAAUAUUACCUCUACCGCAAUUACUAGUGGAUCUCCUGUCUCCGUCUCUGUUGAGACAUCAUCGACUGAAGGAGAGAUUUCGGCAACAACAGAGGCGAUGCCUGUACCGCGGCUGGGUUGCGUCGACUCUGAUCCAGUAUUUGAUAACGAGAUGACCCAGAAGAUCUUCCAGCGUUGGCUCACAGGAGCGUGGAUGAAAGACCCUGGGGUGCCCGACGACAGAGUAUGGGUCAUCAAAAACAGUCGAGCUGAUUCCAUUAUCGAAUACAACUCAACAGAAAGACUAAACGGGGAUACGCCAAAUGGACAUUCCAUAUUUAACGGGUUCCAGUGCACGGGGACGGGUCACGUGGUGUAUAAAGGGAGCCUCUACUGCCAUAAGUUUAAUUCCACUGUGUUGGUGAAGUCCGACCUGAAGGGUCGAAUACUGACCGAGGCGGCAUUGCCUGGGAUGGGAAUAGAUAACUCGUUUUCGUAUUCGGUGGGCGGAAAUACCGCCGUGGAUUUUGCCGUGGACGAGGUCGGGAUUUGGGUGUUGUAUUCGACGGAAAAAGAAGAAGGAAAACUGAUCGUUAGUCAAAUUGAUGAAAACUCAUUAGAGGUGAUGGAAACGUGGGUGACCGAUAUAAUCAAGAACGAAACAAUCAAUGCCUUUAUGAUAAACGGUACUUUAUUUGCCCUGAACUCGAACACCGCAGGGCUAUCACAUAUCCAAUACAUAUAUGACACACGUACCGAUAGAGGUCGCUAUCUAUCACCCACGACGAUUCCUCUGCUCCAUAACCUCAACUCCCCCCCUCCGUACUUUGACGUCAUGGUGGAUUACAACCCCAGGGACGAACGUCUAUAUGUAUGGCGUAUGCAGAACUGGGACGGACAUUUAAUUACAUUCCAAUUAAUGUGUAAAUAGAAGCUAGUAUUUUUUAUUUUAAUUUUCCUUCGAGGUUUCCUGACAGUUUGUGAUGCGCUUGAAAUAGAACUGACAGAACAAGUGUAGCGUGGUCGUUACGUCUUUAACUAUAUUUGUACGAUAUCAGGUAUAGUUUGGCCUUGCGUCUCUACAGCCCCACUCUACUAGUACUGAUAAGCGAAUCAAAAAUAAAUGUUUGCGACAUUGUUAUAUACAUAGGUUUUUACAAUCGCAAUUAUUACCUCCACCAA
Messenger RNA from Lingula anatina, 4479 nucleotides. RefSeq lists its product as uncharacterized. Gene Ontology annotation, biological process: signal transduction. The record is from RefSeq and is a predicted model, not a curated record. NCBI's taxonomy places the organism in Eukaryota, Metazoa, Brachiopoda, Lingulata, Lingulida, Lingulidae.